This is a messenger RNA of Branchiostoma floridae (Florida lancelet), 1309 nucleotides long. Its product is annotated as transmembrane protein 236-like. NCBI's taxonomy places the organism in Eukaryota, Metazoa, Chordata, Leptocardii, Amphioxiformes, Branchiostomatidae. The transcript is spliced from 3 exons. The record is from RefSeq and is a predicted model, not a curated record. The coding region runs from base 52 to 975 and encodes 307 amino acids.
UGUGUGCGCACCGUUCAGUUGUAGUGCAGUCGGCGGGACUAGAACACACACAUGUCUCAGCACUCCACUUCGUUUAUGUACAGCUCCGCCUCGCAGCGGUCCGUCCAUAACAUGGAGCUGGCCAUGGCGGGGGCUACAACAUCCCGGUCCGUCGGUUGCGGCUCUCUUCGCCUCGUCAUCUUCGAGAUCGUGCAGUGGGUGACGCUGUUCAUCCCGACCAUCCUGACAGCGCACCAGCUCGUGCAGAACCUCGGGACCAGGGAGGGGGUCCUCCCGAGCCUGUACGGCGCGCCCAUCGCUACCUUCUGGUGGAUUUUCGGCUGCGCCGCGAUCGGAGUGUCGCUGUUCGUCUACUUCCCGACAAAAUACAUGGUGCACAGGAGACUGGACCCCAGGAAACAGACGUGGCGUCCCGCUGUGCUUCUAUAUAACCUGUUCUGUGGAGGACCCUGCUUCGCCUUUAUUCUACUCGGCACAAAAAUCUUCCGCGAGUCCCGGAUGCAGGAGGACGUAAAGUCCCGGAUGUAUGACGAGGCCGUGUAUUUCGCGGCACCAGUAAUAGUGUUCGGGUUGAUCCUGACGGAGUGGUUCUGUAAAGGUCGUGAAGACCUCGCGUCAAACGUGCGAGCAGAAGCCAUGAUCCACGAUUUCCUCACAGUGUACGACAUGUUGGAGCUGGUAGCGACCGGGAGAGACACUGAGGUGUACGAGUCUUAUUGGAUAUACGCUGUUUACGGCGUGGCGUUUGUCAGCAUGUUCAAGUUCGUGCCAAGAGCGCCUUCCUGUGACUACAGCCACCUGGCGAAGCCGUACUUGAUCGUGAACUUGGCGCUACACGAGGUGCCGUACUGCGUGGUGAGGAUAGCACUCAUAGCGCUGUUUGGACUCAAGCAGGGAAAACUUAUUUAUCCGCUGAAGAACUUCUUGGCGAUCGUGUUCCGGUUGUACCAGCUACAUGAUCCCACGGAUUUCUGAUGGACCAAAGAGCGCAGGAUGUGGAAACUUCCGAAAAACAAACAAACAAACAAACAACAACAAACGCGACAUUACAGACUUCUGAUGGACCAGAGCGCAGGACGUGGUACAAUAAUAUGGAAACGUUUCGAAAGUAAAACCAUGAAAGACUUGUUAUUUGACCAAUCAACAAAGAGGAGACGAAGAAUCAGCAGGAACAUCGCUUCCAACAAUACCAAGAACUUGAAGGGAUUUGGCAUUAGGGGCCAGGUUUCCUCUGGCAUGUUAUCUGUCCAUUUCAGUAUUUGCCAAAUUGUACUCUUUCCAGCGACAUGUAUAGCCCGAUAGAGUCUUA